Solanum stenotomum is the source of this 1209-nucleotide messenger RNA. RefSeq names its product protein arginine N-methyltransferase 2. The transcript has 3 exons. Gene Ontology annotation, molecular function: protein binding; protein-arginine N-methyltransferase activity. Gene Ontology annotation, cellular component: nucleus; cytoplasm. The record is from RefSeq and is a predicted model, not a curated record. Bases 120 to 1103 code for a protein of 327 amino acids. Lineage: Eukaryota; Viridiplantae; Streptophyta; Magnoliopsida; Solanales; Solanaceae.
AGAAUUUAUCUAUACCUCGAGGAUCGAAAGGGCAAUAUGUCCUAAAACCCUCAGUCACUUCAAAGUCAAAACGCAGAAAAUCACCGCAACUAUUAGCACAGUUUUUGCUCUGCUAAGAAAUGGCCGACGGCGAAGCACUCUGUGGAGCAGCUCGGAAAGGUGAAAUCAGCAGUAUUAAAUCUCUGAUUGAUUCCGGCGCCGAUGUUACCUUCUUUGACAAAGACGGACUAACUCCGCUGAUGCACGCCGCCAAGCACGGCCAUGCCGAGGUCGUAAAGGCUCUCCUCGAUGCUGGUGCCCCAUGGAAUGCCCUGUCCCCUUCCAAUGUCUCCGCCGGCGACUUCGCCAUGGACGCUGGUCAUCAAGAGGCCUUUGAAGUUCUUCUCAAUACCGCAAUCCAGGCAGAAUUAAUCCUUGGAACAAUUGCAAGGAAGGACAAUGCUAAGGGGAACUCAGAUGGGGACUAUUUAGAUGAUAGAGUUACUUUUAGUGAAGAUAAAAUUAUGGACUCUGAUAGUAAGGCUAUUAUGAUGGCUUGGGAGAAGCCAUUGAUGGAAGCUCAUGCGAAAGCUGUCUGCUCAAAUGGCGGUCACAUACUGAACAUUGGAUUUGGGAUGGGCCUUGUAGAUACCGCCAUACAACAAUAUGCUCCUUUAUCACACACUAUUAUUGAAGCUCAUCCAGAGGUCUAUGAUCGUAUGAUGCGCGCAGGUUGGGGUGAGAAGGAGAAUGUGAAAAUCAUAUUUGGUCGGUGGCAAGAUGUCAUUUCUAAACUUGAAACCUAUGAUGGCAUAUUUUUUGAUACUUAUGGGGAAUAUUAUGAAGAUAUGCGGGAAUUUCAUCAACAUCUUCCUAGGUUAUUGAAGCCAGGUGGUAUAUAUUCAUUUUUUAAUGGUCUAUGUGGAGGUAACCCCUUCUUUCACAUCGUAUACUGUCAGCUAGUCUCUCUAGAACUUGAGAGCUUGGGAUAUUCUACGCAGCUGAUACCAUUACCAGUGAAGGAUUGUUUAGGUGAAUCUGUGUGGGAGGGUGUUAAACAGAAGUACUGGCAGUUAGAUACAUAUUACCUUCCUGUUUGUCAAUCUAUGAGCGAAUCAGAAUGAUAUUAUUGGAGCACUGAUUAUGUGGCACCAGAUGAAAAAGCCUCCUAGGAUCCUCUUCGUUUCUUGUUGUGUAUUCAUUUUGUAACGAGUUUGGUAGUAUUUUCAC